AUGGAGGCCGACGCCGGGGCCCCGAUGACCCGGCUGAUGAUCCGCCAGAUGGUGCUGGAGAACUUCAAGUCGUACGCCGGAUCUCGGACGAUCGGCCCGUUCGACAAGAGCUUCACUGCGGUCGUGGGGCCCAACGGCAGCGGGAAGUCGAAUGUCAUCGACGCGAUGCUGUUCGUGUUCGGAAAGCGCGCCAAGAAGCUGCGCCUCAACAAAGUGUCAGAGCUGAUCCACAAGUCGUCCAACUAUCGAAACCUGCAGUACGCGAGGGUGUCUGUGCACUUUCAGGAGAUCAUUGACAAGGAGGGAGCUGACUUCGAUGUUGUCCAAGAUUCCAAUUUUGUGAUUUCCCGAGUUGCCACCAUUGCGAACAAAUCCGAUUACGAGAUAAAUGGGAGAAAGUCUUCAUUCACAGAGGUUACUAACCUCCUGAAGGCGAAGGGGGUUGACCUCGACAACAACAGAUUCCUCAUCCUACAGGGUGAGGUCGAGAUGAUCUCCCAAAUGAAGCCCAUGGGGCAGGACAAGCACGAUGAAGGCUUGCUUGAAUAUCUGGAAGAUAUUAUGGGCACCAACCAGUAUGUGGAAAAGCUUGAGGAGGCAUCCAAAAGCCUUGAAGACAUCGACGAGCGCCGCCAGUCUAUGCUUCAGCGCUUGAGGAUUGUUGAGGACGAGAAGUCAAGCCUGGAGGCGGCCAAGAAUGAGGCGCUGGCUUUCCUUGCGAAAGAUGCUGAAAUCCAGAAGCUACAAAUUGCCGACUGUUCCCACAUACUUGCUGGUUUGCAGGAAAACAUGGACCAGGUUGAGGCCCAGAUAGCAUCGUUGCAAGGCAAGUUGCAGGCAGAGAAAGAGGGCAACAAGUCGUCUGUGAAGGAGCUCGCUGCUUUGCAGAAGACCCAGCAGGAAAUGCGGAAGAGGCAAACCAGGCUUGAAAAAGAGCACCAAAAGGAGCAGGGCAAAUACAAGGAACAGGAAAAGGUGGACUUGAAAUUUGCAGAGGAACAGAAGCACUUGGCAACGAAGCUUGAGAAGUUGAAGAAGAAGGAAAUGGACAGCGCACAGGCAGCUGAGGCUGCGCAGAAAGACAUUCGGAUGGCAGAGACCGAAAUCCCCCAAGCACAGAGCCAAGCAGAGGGAUUGCAGGCUCAACUGCAGAGGGAGGAGCAGGUGUUCCAACAAUAUAAGGAUGGCAUCAAGGACGAGGUGGAAAGCCAUCUUAAAGAGCUGAGCAAGGUCCAAGAAAGCCUAUCACCCUGGGAGCGGCAAAUGCAGGAGGUGAGGUCUAAGGCCAGUACUGCACAGGCCGAAAAGGAGACGCUUGCACAGCAACAGGCAGUGGCAGAAGCAGAGCUGGCUGAAGCGCUGAGAACUAUUGAAGAGCUGAAGGCAAGACCAAACCACAAAAGGCUGCAGGAGCUGGAGGCAGAGGCACAACACCACAGGCAGCUGCUCCAGGAGGCCACACAUGCGCUCCAGGAACUCCGGCGCAAAGAAGAGACUCAGCAACGAGUUGUCCGUGAGAUGGAGGAGCAACUGCUCCGAGCCAGGCAGCAAAAUAGUGAUGAAAGAUCCCAGGGUGGCAUUAUACAGGCCCUGAUGGAGGCAAGGAGGUCUGGCCAGAUUCCUGGGCUGCAUGGCCGUCUGGGUGAUCUAGGUGCAAUUGAUGCCAAAUACGAUGUGGCCAUCUCUACCGCAUGUGGGGCCCUGGACCACAUCGUGGUGGAGAGCACUGAGGACGGACAGGCUGGCGUUCAGCUGCUGCGCAAUCGGCAGCUGGGGGUGGCCACAUUCCUCAUACUAUCACAGCAGGCGCGCCUGGAGGCAGAGAUGCAGAGACCCGUCAACACACCUGAAGGCCUGCCUCGCCUGUUUGACCUUGUGCAGGUUGGCAACGACCGUGAUCGCGUUGCCUUCUACUUUGCAUUGAGGAACACACUGGUGGCUAACGACCUUGAACAGGCGACACGCAUCGCCUAUGGCUCAGAUCCAAGGUUUAGGCGCAUUGUGACGUUGAAGGGAGAGCUCAUCAACGAGUCAGGGACCAUCACAGGAGGUGGAGGGAGACCCAGGCGUGGCCGAAUGACUUUGGGCAAUGCACCGCCAAGGGUCCUGGAUCGGCGGGCAAGGGAACAGGAAAUAAAGCAGCUCGAUUCUCAAGUGAAGGAAGCCCGCGAGUGCCUGGAGGCUAUCAUGCAGGCGAUUGGAGAAAAAGAGUCGGCUCAGCAGGAAUCCCAGAGAGCCCUGUCCAACCUGGAGACCACCAUCCCUGUCACGCGAAUGGAAGCUGAAGCAGACGAGGCCCGCUCCAACGACCUACAGAGGCGACUUGGGCGCCUGCAAAAACAGGCCCAGCCGACCAGGGAGGAAAUUGCAAAGAUUCGGGACCUGGAUUGCAGAAUCCAAUCUUGCCAAGGAGACAUAACACGGCUGGAGCAAAGCAUGGUGGACCUGCGAAAGAUGGAGGACGAGAUCAAGAGCAGGAUUGAGAAUGCUGGGGGCACGCGUCUUCGUAACCAGAAAGAAAAGGUUGAGAAGCUGCAAGAGGCCAAAAAGCAUUUGGAGAUGGAGAUUAAGAGAAAGGAGGUCCUGAUUGCAUCUAAGAGGAAGCAAAUGAAUAAGAUGGCUGGUGACAUCGAAAAAUGCCGCGCAGAGGGUGCAAAGACAGAGGAAAAGGUGGCCAAAAAUCGCAAAGAAAAGCAGGCCAAUGAGGAUGCGGCUUUGUUGACCUUCCAGUCAGCUGAAAAAGUGAGGGCUGCAGUUGAGGAGGCAAAGGAAGAGCUGCAGAACGUUACAAAUGCGAUGGAAGGACUGCUCCAAGAAUCCAAUGCUGCACGCGAGCGCGAGUCAAGGAUUGAGAUCGAGUUGGAGGAUGUGACUCAGCGAAGGGCAGACGUGGUUGCAGCAAAGAGACACCACACCAACCAGAGGGCAGCGUAUGUGCAGAGGUUGGCAGAGUGUGCGCCAGGCGAGCCUGUUCCUGAGCAUACCCCAGAGGAGCUGGCAACUGUGGAUGUGCAGCAGCUUCGCUUCCAAAUCGUUUCACUGAAGGAGGACCUUGAAAAGAUGAAUCCAAACACAUCAGCUCUUAAUGAGUUCAGGACAAAAGAGGCUGAAGCUGCAAGACGGAAGGAGGAGUUUGACUCUGUGACACAAGACAGGGAUAAGAUGAAGAUGCACUAUGAAGGACUGAGGAAACGCCGGCUGGAUGAGUUCAUGACCGGGUUCAACAUCAUUGGCAUGAAAUUGAAGGAGAACUACCAAAUGCUCACACUAGGAGGAGAUGCAGAACUGGAGCUCGUGGACUCCCUUGACCCUUUUUCGGAAGGUAUUGUGUUCUCUGUGAGGCCGCCGAAAAAAUCAUGGAAGAACAUAGCGAAUCUGUCUGGAGGCGAGAAGACCCUCAGCUCCCUGGCGUUGGUUUUCGCCCUGCACCAUUACAAGCCGACUCCUGUUUAUGUCAUGGAUGAAAUCGACGCGGCUCUGGACUUCAAGAAUGUGUCCAUCGUUGGGCAUUACGUGAAGGAGAGAACCAAGGGAGCGCAGUUCAUCAUCAUAUCGCUGCGGAACAACAUGUUCGAGCUGGCUGAUAGACUCACUGGGGUCUACAAGGUCGAUAACUGCUCCAACUCGUUGACCAUGAAUCCCCGAGAGUUGGUGAUUGGAGGGGCUCAUGAUGUAGGCAAAGGCCAGCAAACGGGAACUGAACCAACAAUGACAGUAGCUUGA
This is a messenger RNA of Ostreobium quekettii, 3723 nucleotides long. NCBI's taxonomy places the organism in Eukaryota, Viridiplantae, Chlorophyta, Ulvophyceae, Bryopsidales, Ostreobiaceae. The record is from the annotation of a GenBank genome assembly.